This is a messenger RNA of Rhipicephalus microplus (southern cattle tick), 6487 nucleotides long. RefSeq names its product nucleolar pre-ribosomal-associated protein 1. The record is from RefSeq and is a predicted model, not a curated record. Lineage: Eukaryota; Metazoa; Arthropoda; Arachnida; Ixodida; Ixodidae. Gene Ontology annotation, biological process: maturation of 5.8S rRNA from tricistronic rRNA transcript (SSU-rRNA, 5.8S rRNA, LSU-rRNA); maturation of LSU-rRNA from tricistronic rRNA transcript (SSU-rRNA, 5.8S rRNA, LSU-rRNA). Gene Ontology annotation, cellular component: nucleolus.
GCCCAUGUGCUUCUACUUGCGCGUGGUUUAGUUGAUCGUGUGAACGUAGUGUAAACGUGUGCUGGCGCCGUAAAGACAUCUGUUACGUUUGCUCACGCGGAACCUUAAGCUCAGGUGUUGCAAAUGACCGCACAAAACGCAAGGAUGCCUAAGAAAAGAAAACGCAGCGAGACGGCGCAAAAUGAAGAGGUGCCGAGCAAGAAGAACAUGGAUGCGGAGAACGAUCUGGACGGCGGAGAGUCCGACGAUGAUGGAUCCCCAGAAAAAAAGGCAAAGACGGAACCGGAGGAGCCUUUCUGCAUCAAGAAAUUUCUCGCCGUACUCGAUAAAGGAGGCGAUCUGAUGACAGAAUUGCAGAAGUUUGUCGAAGCAGCUGACUCAUUUGCAAGUGGAGAGAGCACAGAAGAUGUCGUGAAACAAUACCUUGAUGCUGCUGAUGGCAACUUCCAAAGCAUUUCAGCACUUCUCUAUGGUGUCAAAACGGGCUCACGUACGCACACACUGGUGUACCAGGCCCUGGAGCGCUUGGUUUCGCGGCUGCCAGAGGACUUCAAACAGUACGUCAACACCGCUUUGGUGUCGGCGCAGCAGAUGCUGCAGAAGUACAAUCGCCUCGUACACAUGUCUCUGUGCCGCACUGCUAAGCCUAACCAUGCGAAGGCUGCUCUUCGCCUGCUUACAGCGAUUGUCACUCUGGGGCCCGAAGGAGCACGUUACGUCACCAGCAUCAUCAACUUUGAGAGUACAAAUUUCAUCAUGUGGAUCAACACCCGAAACCGUAGGGAUGCCGAAGACGUGAGAACCUGUGCAGUAUUUUUCCUCAUGUCGGUUCUUGUCGUUGGAAGCAACUCAGUGGCACGCCAGGUGCUUCAGGUCAAAGGAUUGAUAAACAGCAUAUUUCCUGGUCUACUGUACGACCGCGCAUCAUUCAUAUGCAGCUUUCUGUCAACAUUUCAGGCUAAGGUUGUGGAGACCACCUCUUUUACCAAGACCAUAAAGUUGAAAAUGUUGAAUGACAAGUCCCUGAAGUAUGUCACCCAAUUGCUCAGCUGGGAAGGGCCAAAGCCAUGGUCGAUCCACGGUAAAUGGAACAAGUUUAAGGCCAUACGAGGUACCGAAAAAGAAGAUCCUGAAGCAGUGCUGGAAGCAUCUAAAGAAGAUGUGGAGUUGGUCCAGAGCACUGCGUACAAUUUCCUGACUGCCGUGUGCUGCUCACACAAAUAUGGCAUACUGUUUCGUGACCCUAAAAUGGGACAGUCGAGGCAGAACAUGAACUUUGUGAUCACUUCCAUUUUGCUGAAGAUGGAGCACCCGUACGAGCACGAACGAUGUUCUUCCUUUGUCGUGGAAUUGCUGAAGGUGGCCCCCGAUCAGAUCGGUCACUACCUUCAUGGCUGGAAGCCCAUUUUGACGUUCGCCACAGCUGCCACAGCUGAGAAGCUCAUCAAGCUCUACACUCGAGUUGUGGAAGUUCAAGACCUGGAUUCUACAUUGUGGGCAAUGGCUGAAAAUGUCCCAGAGAAAGUCUGCAGGCUUAUUCUGUAUUUUUCUCUUCUGAGCAUUGCCAAAAGCGUCGCUGAAGCUCGAAGUUUUCAGACGGAGGAGAAUAACGUCCAACUGAGGCUUGCGCACAUGCGUUUUGUGGCCGCGUCGCUACGAAAAGUCCAAAGCGCUCUUCACCAUGCUGAAAGUGCAAAGUCAUCUGUGAGCGCAGGAAUGAAGGCAAAGCUGCGCCGUAUACUGUGCCAGGACGUCUGGAAAAAUGUGCCACCUACAGCAGACCUUGUCAAGGAGUACUGCAAUGUGGUGACAAAAGCUACGUCAAAAGAGCCACAGACCGAAGGCCCAUCUCUGUCUGACUGUUCUGCGUACUGCGCGAGCAUUUUGGAUGUGCUAGACUUGUAUAGACCGUUUUCCCGAGACCACCAUGCCGAGUACGACUGGAAGGUUCUGUGCCAGCUUGCGGGUGUUGAGACGGAUUCACUUGAUACCCAUGCCGAGGACCAGUGCCUGCAACUGAGGGCCAUCGGUCUCGUGCUCGAAGCCUGCCCGGCUUCCGAAGCCCUCAUGACCAGUGAUGCUGAGCAGAAGUCACCGUUCUGCCACCUCCUUGAGCUGUUUGCCCGUCGUAAGGAGGGUGUCAUUGGAAAAUCUGCGGCAUCACUCAUCUCAAAGCUUCUCUGCAACCUGAACGUUUUGGAGGGAUACAGCAUGGAAGUCGACAUCUGGAUGGAGAAAUUCAGGCUGGGACAGUGCUUGAAUUUGGUGCAACUGCUUCUGUCUGCUAUCCAGCUAGUUGUCAAAGAUUCGAACCGCCUGAACUCAGAGGUCAUGCGCAAUGUCAUGUAUCUGACAACUGCAGAUGGUGGACAGUCUGCUAUGGACCUUUGGAGCCUACUCGAACAAAGUUUGGGUACUGCAGAGAAUGCGAAAGGGAUGGAGUCCUUUGGAGUCUGCACAUACUUCAGUCCCCUGGUUCCAGCUGCUAUGGAGUGUAUAAAAGACUCUACCGAUACAGUGCACAAGAGCUACGUCUACGCUGUGAUCAAGGCCAUCUUGCAUCACCAGCAGCGCCCUCUGGUUUUCUGCAACUUCCUGCACAGAAAUUCGAACUCACUUUCAAAGUUACUCCUCAGCUAUGUCUCCAUCUGGUCAUCGAACACUUUGCCAGUGACGAGGCCAAUGAAGGAAGAGGGGGUGAAGGAAUUCUUUUCUGAUUCGGAGCAACAACUGGAGCGCGUCUUUCUAGAUAUUCUCUACGCUCCGCAGCGAGCAAAGAAGAUGGCGUCUUCGACAGUGCGAAGUACUGUAGACCUAACGUCUUGCAGCCUCAAUGAAUGCAGAAGCCUGUUUUACCAAUUGAUGCUCUAUGCACGGAAACUCUUCGAAAUGAAGCAUGUUGCACACGAAUUUUUUGCUCUGCUCCAAGUCCUAAAGGAUGUUUUUGAACGUGCCGUUGAACUGAGGACAGAGAAGGAAGAGCCUGGUGUGUUGCUUGAUGCGCUGCUUCGCGAUGACAUGACCCUCUCUGCUUAUCUCCGCGAUGCACAAGAUUGCCUGUAUCCUCUCGCAUGCAACUACUCAUUCUUCCUACUCGACACCAUCAACCACGUUAUGCAGCACAUGUCUAUCAUACCAAAAGAGUUGCAAGCUUCCCUGUGCUUCGUCAAGGAUAAGUCGCUGAAGAUGAUCUCCACAGGUGCAUUGCCAAGAGAGAUCGACGUCAGCAAGGUGCUGCAGGCCUUCACUUGUGUCUUCAAUGAGUCAGAUAUUCUAGUGCUCCUUCAGGCAGUUGGGCCAGUGCCAUCAAGAUGCAAGAGGAACGUGGGUCCACUGCUCAGGGCUUGGCUUAGCUGCAUUUCUAAAGGAAGUGAACAGGACGCCCCACUACUUUCAGCCGCAGUCAUUCAGAACAUGCUCUCUUCCAUUCUUCAGAGCCAGGACAAUGUGUCCUUGCUGGAAGCUUUCCUGCGAUUCCUCGAGUUCCGGCCUGUCUACGUGUUCGCUUUUAGGCCCGAUGAUCUCAAGCGCCUACUGGAGGACCAGACUUCAGCUGGAAUCGACAUUGUGAACUUUCUGAUGAAGCACAACGUUCAACAUCGGCAAGACCUGCAGCAGCUGAUUCCUGGGUCAUUCAAGCCUAUGGUGUCCCACCUCUCAAUGGCCAGCCUGGCAGGCUUUCUGAGGAGUCUCUGUCUAGGUCUGAGCAGGGAGAAUGCCCCGAAAAAACUCGUUGCGUGGCUUGCCAAAACCUUUCUUGUGCUACCCAAGCGUGCAUGCGCUAUGAAGAAGGGCCUGACACAGCAGGUUCUCGACGACAUGAUGUCGUGCCUGAGCUCGCUGAUGAAGCUUGGCCAACUUGGAAGUGAGAGCGUUACAAAGCUUGUGGAAAUACUAUUGGACAUAUCUGAGCAUCAGCUCCAGUUGGCACUGUUGAACACGCUGUGUCGCAACAUCAGUGAGGAGCUCUUCGACGGCUCUGUCUGCGACUCGUGCCUCCACACUCUGCUCCAGUGCGUAGCCAAUCUGGCAAGCAGUCACACCGACGUCUCUGAGCACGUUCUCCAGCAGUUACGUGAGGUUGUGGCCACCGCAAAAGUUGUUGACGAGAGCAUAUUUGCAAGAGUGGUUCGCCAAGAUGGACUCUGGCCUCAGUUUAUCAAGAACAACUUGAAGGCUGGCUUUCAGUCGCAGUCUUUUGGGCAGACGUCUUUUGAGCUCCUCUCGGUAGUAUGCCAGAAAGUUUACAGUGUGGGGAAUGUUGGCGACAUCAACCCUGCCCUAUGUCGGGUGUACAUGAUGAUGUUCGGCCACUCAAGGUUUCUGCCACUGAUGCUCGACACUGAAGACGAGGUGCAAAAGCAGAAAGACAAGAUGUUAGAGCUUAUGGCUGUCCUGGUUCAGUGUGAUCCCACACUGUGCGAUGUCGAACACAUCCCCGUGUUCCUCAGUGCUUACAGAGCCUCCUUGUCCAUAGUAGACCAGAGGAUCCUGUAUUUGAUGUUUCUUUAUGAGAAGAAUGGAGUGGAUCUCUGCAACUUCAAGCCAUUUUUGUGGGGUCCAUCGGCAGUGUCCUUCUACUCACUGCACAAAAAGGCCUCAGUGAGCCUGCUCAAACAGCCAAAGUCCGAAGAAGUCCUGAAUCUGAUAAAUGAGGACAAAAUGGCUGCUACUGUUCUUCAUUUUCCUUUGCAUCUACAGCUUGAUGUUCUUCCAUUGGACAGUAUUGCUGAUGGUAGCCUUUAUGAUCCAAGGUUCUUGCUGCCCCUUCUUUUCACCCUACUGGCCCCUGAGUCACUGGUCAACUGUCGCCAGAUAGUGGAGACACGCUGCCUGUCCCUCAUACUGAUGUCGUUGAGCAGCGAAGUGUUUGAGGUGCGGUGCCUCGGCUGCAACUUGGUGAUGAUGCUGCACCACCACCUCCAGGGAUCACGCUUCAACAUGAGCACUGUGUGGCUGUCUGUCCUCGAGACUCUGCGCAAUGCAGCCACCGUCACCUGUCCUCAUGUGCCUUGCCUUGUCACCGGCUAUCUGGUGUCAGCCAUCGACGUCAUCAGCAAUCCCGGCCAUUUCAUGUUCAAUGCAGUUGCGGAUUUCUUGCUCGCAAAGCCAGUGCUGGACAUCGAAAAUGUCCCCGACUUCUACAAGAUGUUCUAUAACUACAGAGUAGAGCACUACAUGAAAAGAAAUUGGCACCUUGAAGUGAUGGGGGACUACAUGCGUUGUGGCCUGGACUUCCACAUCUCUAAGAAGCGCUACAUCUUCAACAUCCUUCUCACUUUCUUCAUGUCCCCACUGUGCCAAAAAAACACCAAGGAGCUUAUCCUGAAGCUGCUGAUCGCUGCGGCCAAAAUUCCCAAGGCUGCUCGUAUUCUUUGCCGCGAGCAGGGGUUUAUGAUGUGGUUGCCAGCAGCAUUGGAGAAGAACAGUGGAGAGGAAGGCAUUUCAGAGCUGUUGUUUGAAACGGUCCAUCAUGUGUGGAAGUCCAGCUUUGUGAAAACUGUGAGGGUCAAGGACUUGAAGGCUGCAAAAACAAAGAAACAGGGCAGCUUGUCCAAAGGUGAAGAAGCGUCAGAGGAAAGCGCCGAUGACGAGGAAAAAGAAGAGAAUGCUCCGAAGGAAGAGGACGAGGCUGCGAUCAUCCGCGCAAAGCGCGAGAGUCUCCGCUACUAUGAGUACUUUCCCUACGAGUUCAUCUUGAUGUUGUUCAGCACAAGAAAGUACAUCAUGGGUUGCCAUAAUCUAGAUGCAUUCACCAAGUUCACCGAGGAACUCAGUGACAUGCUGUGCUUUGUGCGUUCGCGAGAAGCCAGUGGAAAGAGCAAGGCUGCGCAGAACUGUUGCCUGCCCAACAGAGACAUUGUGCUCGAACUGCUUAAUCACUGGAGACAGCUUGCAGCCACGAACGGUGCGGACAGCUGUCAGCAGUCAAGCCAAGCCAUUGCCAGCGUGUGUCAUCACUGGCAGCCCGACAACGCGACGCAGCCCCUGGAAUGGCUCGAGGCUCUCGACUUCUCGCUCCAACACGGUGCGGAGAGCGUCAACUUCAAUGAAGACUUACUCACGUGGGCUCUCCAAUGGUUGGAAAGUUCGGGUGGGCCCAAUUGUGCCACUGAACUGGUGAACUUUCAGGGGGGACGGUGCCUAGAAAAGCUUCUGGCGAGGGUCCACUGGUCACUGGGCGAAAUUGUGGCCAGUGGUGAUGCGAGACCCAUUGUGACAUCCGUUGUUCUGCAAAUUACGGACUUGUUGUUUAGCAAAGCUGCAAAGGUGCUGGCCAAGACACAGUGCGACUUGUACAUGAAGCAGAGGGUGCUGCUUAGGGUGGAUGUCUCUUUGCCUGAACUGGACAGGGCCUUGGGAACUUCUGUCUUGUUCAAUGAACUGCUCUUAGGAGUAACGAAAACUGAGUGAACUGUACAUAGACUGUGCUUCUGCAAGAUGGGUAUCAACUGUAAUAAACUCAUGUUUUUAUACACUAAGUCAA